AAGAAUUCCCUAAUAUAGAACGAUCAUCUGUCACUUUACUGUCCUUUUUCCAUAUAAGUUCGGGAGGGAAGAUAAGAAAGAACAGAACGGUUUUAUUUGUCUUGGGAUACAUACUGAAAUGUGGACAUUUUCAGUAUUUUGAAGUACUUAUUUCGAUGAAAGGUGCUAUGAACAUCAUUUCGUUUAGCUAAACGUUUGACACAAUGCAAACACGGGACCACACAAUUGAUGACGACUUCAACGGUACGGUAGACGCUAAUACCGUUCUGGGUCUUCAAAAGGACACUCAAUUCGACAGAAUUGUGAAGAUCGUCUUUUAUUCCGCGCUGAUUAUCCUCGGCGUGUUCGGGAAUCUGAUUAUCAUUGUUGUCAUCGCGCGAUACAAGCACCUGCGGACGAAGUUUAAUUUGUACGUAGUGAACUUGGCAGUUUGCGAUCUGCUCGUGGCGGUCACGUGCCCCUGGGUCCACCUGAUGACCGACCUGAGUCCGCACUGGCCCCUCGGCGAGGUCAUCUGCAAGGUGCACACGUUUGUCCAAGUGACAAUGAUUUGCAGCAGUAUUUUCACGCUGUGCACUCUGACGCUCGAUCGGUACAUGGCCAUUACCUCCCCUGGUUGCCUCUGGAUCACACAGAAAUAUCAGCCUCUGACAAUCGUCAUCAUCUGGGUUUGCUCCUUGGGAGUGGCCGUUCCAUGGCUCAUCUUCCAGAUCUACAACGAAUUUGAUUGGAUAGGAGGCCACGAGGUUGUGUGUCAGGUAGCGUUCCCCUCUCUGGCGCACAGACGGACGUACUACGUUUGCUUCUUCGUGCUCGUAUUUCUCGUGCCAGUGCUGCUCAUGUUGGCUUUGCUCGUUGCGGCCAUUAUACGGACCGGAUAUGCCCGUCCGGAUGGGUCCCUUACGACGGAAGAGUUUAAGAGAAGCCAGCGAAUGGCCCAGUACUUCCUUUUCACGGUGAUCGUGCUGUUCUGUGUCUGCUGGGCACCACAACAGGCACUGCUCCUUUGGGACGUCUACAGAGACAUACACGUGAAGCCGCCCGGACUUCGCAGCGUGCACUUCGCCGCCCUCUACGUGGCCUAUUCCAGUAGCGCCAUCAACCCCAUCAUAUACUUCUUGUUCAGCAAGUGCUUCCGGGAGACCGUCAAGGGGUGCUGCUCGCGCAGACGCCAGAUUUUGCAAGUCGCCGUAGAACCGUUACAAGGACCAUCGGUACCGUUAGAUGAGUCAAGUGAACACGAUGGAGAACGUUGACGCGGCACAUCACAGGAAAAUGGGUCACAAUAAUGAUCAUCAAUUAUACGAUAUCGACGUGGACUCGACAAUUGCGCGGUCUGUAUUCGAUCAGGUGUUUGCAGACUGUGAACCCAGUCAUUCGCCACCGAUGUUCAGAACAUAGAAGCUUGUCCUCAUUUCAGCGGGCAUGUCUGAGCGGCGUCAACUGGUAUCAAGAAACAAUCAUCCGCUACCCAGGGCCGUUAAGCACGGGCGCCACAUCUUUUAUGCCUUCACAAACGCAACCAUGACGUAACUUAUAAAGGUCCUCACGUUUGAAAAUGGGUUGUAAUUGUGUGUUUCUUUACAUGUUUGGAUGAAUAAAUGUUUUGUGUUUU
Dreissena polymorpha is the source of this 1615-nucleotide messenger RNA. Its product is annotated as QRFP-like peptide receptor. Gene Ontology annotation, molecular function: neuropeptide receptor activity. NCBI's taxonomy places the organism in Eukaryota, Metazoa, Mollusca, Bivalvia, Myida, Dreissenidae. Gene Ontology annotation, biological process: neuropeptide signaling pathway. Gene Ontology annotation, cellular component: membrane. The record is from RefSeq and is a predicted model, not a curated record. The transcript is spliced from 7 exons. Bases 204 to 1256 code for a protein of 350 amino acids.